This is a messenger RNA of Aureobasidium namibiae CBS 147.97, 468 nucleotides long. RefSeq lists its product as uncharacterized. The record is from RefSeq and is a predicted model, not a curated record. The transcript has a single exon. Lineage: Eukaryota; Fungi; Ascomycota; Dothideomycetes; Dothideales; Saccotheciaceae. The coding region runs from base 1 to 468 and encodes 155 amino acids.
AUGUCAGCCGCAGCAGUCGAUCACGCUGCCACCAGCUCUUCCUCAACAACCCUCCAAACCGCAAAACGCAACCUCCAAUUCCUAUAUGACCCUUCCUCGCCCAACGCCCCCACCAAGCGCCGGACACGCUACUUCCUCCGCACCCUUCGCUACACCCUAAAAUUUCUCUUCUGGCGCCUAGUGCGAUACGCAAAGUAUGCAGCUGUCGGUGCCCUGACAGCAGCAGUAGCAGGAACAGCGAUAGGGUCAGUGGCGUCUGGAGCUGCGUUUGUGCUUGCACCGACUGGCAUAGUGGGAGGCGCGGGUGUAGGGUUGCUUUGGGGGCUGGGAAAGUUUGGAUGGAGGACGUUGGCGAGGAGGGUGAGGAGUGGAGAGGUGCAUGGGGCUGAUGCUAGGGAGGAUGAGAGAAGUGAGGGGCACGUAGAGGUUGAGACUAUCAAGGCGCCGAGGAUGGAGGAGCCUUGGUGA